UCAUAAAUUUCCCGCCAUUUGGUUGGCGUAUUCUAACAAGCCUGCUAAUUGACGGUUAAGUGUACAUUCUGUUUGCCAGCGAUGGUUUCAGCGUUUUGACUUUCUGGAAGCGUAUAAAGUUUCUAGCGGAAUAAUUAACAAGCCCUCAGUGAUUUUAGGCCGCGUUUUUAUGAAGCCCGAGCUGCUGGAGGUAUGAAGGAGCUGAUUGAGGAGAUGGCCGACAGCGGGUAUGGGUGCGCCGUGGCGAACCGCUUCUGCCGCCUUCUGGAUGACGAGUCCGACCCUUUCGACCUGCUGUACCAGGCUCAGGUGAAAAACGAGCAACGGAAGAAGAAAGAAGAGCUGAAAAAAGUCGUCGCUUCGACAAAAAGCAGCAAGAAGGAGUCGCAAAGAGACAGGAAGGCCCUCGUUCGUGUCGCGGAUAGUAGCGCGAACAGGGCUGUAGCGGGUCAGAAGCGGCCAGUUCGCGCUGCGCCUGAGGAGCGAGCAGAGAGACGCGUGGCCUUCAGUGAAGCCAAGCUCAGUGAGGGAGACCUUUCUCUGGGCUACUCCAUCGAGAGGCCUGGAGAGCUUUUUGAUAGAGGAGCACGGGGAAGAGGAAGUGGAAGGGGACGUGGGGUCCGAGGUAUCGGAUAUUCCAGAUCCACUGAUGGUUUUGAUCCCAGAGGGAAACGGGAGUUUGAGCGGCACAGUGGCAGCGACCGGGCGAGUGUUCGUCCUGAGGAGAAGAGGGGUGGCAGUGGACCUCGCAACUGGGGUUCCAUGAGAGACCACGUAAGUGCGGUUGCUGAGGGGGCACCUAUUGAGGAGUCUGGCGAAGGCGAGGAAGUACCAGAUACAGCAGAGACCGAUUUGGAAAAUGGGCCUGUUGAGACAGAAGAAGUGCUUGAGGUUGCUGUUGAGAUGUCUUUGGAUGAAUGGAAGGCCAUGCAGGAGCAAAGUCGACCAAAGGCUGACUUUAACAUCCGUAAGGCAGACACCAAGUUGCCCCCUAAAGCCGUGGUGAUCCACAAGUCCAAGCGCCUUAAGGAACACGGCCUUGGUCUGAAUGAAGAGGACCUAAUCUGCCGGCGCCCUGCUAAUGACAUCACCUGUCAGGUGGACAUCAACUUUGGGAGUCUGGGGAGGCCUGCUCGAGGUGGCCGAGGUGGGCGUGGGGGACGAGGUCGUGGGGCUCCUGCCACCCAAAGAUCACCUCAGAAAGAUAGUGAAGUGGCUCCGAACCCUGAUGACCCAGAGGACUUCCCUGCUCUGGCUUGAUGCGGUCACUGCACUUGGGAUCAGAUGGGUACCAAGCCAGCAGACGACUCCUGGGUCUCGAACAGCACUUGAGGUUGUUAAGUAUAAAAAAAAAAAAAAAAAAAAAAAAAAAAAAAAAAAAGUAAAUUAAAUGUGGGCUUAAUCACUUGAGUCUCAGUGGCCCGUGUAUUCCCUCCACAGACUGAAUUACUUCUCUACAGGCCUUUACGUUUACAUCGUGAUGCUUAUUCUAGUAUCUUUCACACAUGUGGAAAAAUAAAGCAAGCAAAAUGAA
Molecule: messenger RNA, 1534 nt
Organism: Pangasianodon hypophthalmus (striped catfish)
Lineage: Eukaryota; Metazoa; Chordata; Actinopteri; Siluriformes; Pangasiidae
Exons: 8
Coding region: 193-1260 (355 amino acids)
Biological process (GO): positive regulation of translational initiation; positive regulation of RNA splicing
Cellular component (GO): cytoplasm; nucleus
Molecular function (GO): RNA binding
Source: RefSeq, a predicted model, not a curated record